Molecule: messenger RNA, 183 nt
Organism: Guillardia theta CCMP2712
Lineage: Eukaryota; Cryptophyceae; Pyrenomonadales; Geminigeraceae
Exons: 1
Molecular function (GO): endopeptidase activity; signaling receptor binding
Source: RefSeq, a predicted model, not a curated record
GAAGAUUACAGAGGUUUGGUCAGGAGAACCAGGAGCGGGGCAGUCUGCCAGCACUGGUCUUCACAGAGGCCCAACAGGCACAAGUUCAGCCCUGACAACUAUCCUCUCUCAGGAUUGAUCCAGAACUUUUGCCGGAACCCAUCGGACGAUGCCGCGCCGUGGUGCUACAACGGAGAGAAACGA